CCUCGGCCCCGGAGACGGCGCGCCCGGUGACUCCCGACGCCGCGCCUCCGCCCUUACCUUCAUUCAAGAUGAAUAGCGAUCAAGUUACACUAGUUGGUCAAGUGUUUGAGUCAUAUGUCUCAGAAUACCAUAAGAACGACAUUCUUCUAAUCUUGAAGGAAAAAGAUGAAGAUGCUCAUUAUUCAGUUGUGGUUAAUGCCAUGACCCUUUUUGAGACCAACAUGGAAAUUGGGGAAUAUUUCAAUGCAUGCCCCAAUGAAGUACUCACUAUUUUUGAUAGUGCUCUUCAAAGAUCAGCCUUGACACUUCUCCAGUCUCUUUCUCAGCCUGAGGAUUUCUCCUUGAAACAGAAUCUUCAUGCCAGGAUAUCAGGUUUGCCUGUCUGUCCUGAGCUGGUGAGGGAGCACAUCCCUAAAACCAAGGAUGUAGGACACUUUUUAUCUGUCACUGGGACAGUGAUUCAAACAAGUCUGGUGAAGGUCCUGGAGUUUGAGCGGGAUUAUAUGUGCAACAAAUGCAAGCAUGUAUUUGUGGUCAAGGCUGACUUUGAGCAGUAUUAUACUUUCUGCCGACCAUCUUCAUGUCCCAGCUUGGAGAGCUGUGAUUCUUCAAAAUUUACUUGCCUCUCAGGCUUGUCUUCAUCUGCAACCAAGUGUAGAGAUUACCAGGAAAUCAAAAUUCAGGAACAGGUUCAGAGGCUAUCUGUUGGAAGUAUUCCACGAUCUAUGAAAGUUAUCCUAGAAGAUGACUUAGUAGACAAUUGCAAAUCUGGCGAUGACCUCACUAUUUAUGGAGUGGUAAUGCAACGUUGGAAACCCUUUCAGCAAGAUGUGCGCUGUGAAGUGGAGAUAGUCCUGAAAGCCAAUUAUAUCCAAGUAAAUAAUGAACAGUCUGCAGGGAUCAUCAUGGAUGAAGAGGUCCGAAAGGAAUUUGAAGAUUUUUGGGAAUACUAUAAGAGUGAUCCCUUUGCAGGAAGAAAUGAAAUAUUGGCCAGUUUGUGCCCUCAAGUUUUUGGGAUGUAUCUAGUAAAGCUUGCUGUGGCCAUGGUGCUGGCUGGUGGGAUUCAAAGGACAGAUGCUACAGGAACACGGGUCAGAGGCGAAUCUCAUCUUUUAUUGGUUGGGGAUCCUGGCACAGGGAAAUCUCAAUUCCUCAAAUAUGCGGCAAAGAUUACACCAAGGUCUGUGCUUACCACAGGAAUUGGAUCUACUAGUGCAGGUCUGACAGUAACUGCUGUAAAAGACUCAGGAGAAUGGAAUUUGGAGGCUGGAGCAUUAGUACUUGCAGAUGCAGGCCUUUGCUGUAUCGAUGAGUUUAACAGCCUCAAAGAACAUGAUAGAACCAGUAUCCAUGAAGCAAUGGAGCAGCAAACCAUAAGUGUUGCUAAGGCUGGCCUCGUGUGCAAGCUAAACACAAGGACCACCAUCCUCGCAGCAACUAAUCCCAAAGGCCAGUAUGACCCUCAUGAGUCCGUGUCAGUGAACAUCGCCCUUGGCAGCCCACUCUUAAGUCGAUUUGACCUAAUACUGGUUUUGCUUGAUACCAAGAAUGAAGACUGGGAUCGUGUCAUUUCCUCCUUCAUCUUAGAAAAUAAAGGUUACCCAAGCAAAUCAGAGAAGCUCUGGAGCAUGGAAAAGAUGAAAACCUACUUCUGCUUCAUUAGGAAUCUGCAGCCCAAGUUAUCUGACGUGGGAAAUCAAGUUCUUCUUCGCUACUAUCAGAUGCAAAGGCAGAGUGAUUCUCGGAAUGCUGCCCGCACAACCAUCCGCCUGUUGGAAAGCUUGAUCCGAUUAGCAGAAGCUCAUGCUCGCCUGAUGUUUCGUGACACUGUGACUCUGGAAGAUGCUAUUACAGUGGUGUCAGUAAUGGAAUCUUCAAUGCAGGGAGGUGCACUGCUAGGAGGUGUGAAUGCACUCCACACUUCCUUUCCAGAAAAUCCUCUGGAGCAGUACCAAAGACAGUGUGAACUUAUUCUGGAAAAGCUGGAGCUGACCAACCUCUUGAAUGAAGAGCUAACAAGACUUGAAAGGUUACAAAAUCAGAGUGCAUACCGAUCCCAAUCCCUAUCAUGGACUCGGGAGGCAGAAUCUACUCCAGGAUUCUUGAGAAAUGAUCCAGGGGGAGAACGCAAUUUCAGAACUUCAACGCAAAAAGAAUUGAACAGCAGCAUACAUGCCUCCCCCACUGGAGGCACUCCUAAGGGAAGCCCCCAACACAGCCCCCCAUCCCAUCUGGGACCUAAUACAUCAAGUGGAAAACAUUCAGCUGAGCACAAAAAUAGUAGAGAUGACAGUUUGGACUGGUUUGACUCCAUGGCAACUCAUCAGAUGGAACCUAACAACACUGUUCAUGUGUCUCCUGGUCCCAAAACAACUGAGAAAAAAAUGGCUUUGAAAAUCUCCAGCAACAAAUCUCAGGGUAAGGAAAGGAAUAAGCCAGGCCAAAGAAACCAGUUGGAAAUUGGACAGAUUCCAGCACCAGGAGGGACAGAGACUCCUUUGAGGGCAGACAAUAUUGAGGGUAAGAAGGCAGAAAAGGCAGCAAUAAUUUCUGAAGCAGCAGUAUCUGCUGAUGAACCAGACUCACUACUGACUUAUCAUGUCCCCAGGAAACUGCACAAACUGCGCAAGGGGAGGGCCCAGGAGUUGUGCAGAAAGUCCACCGGGGUGCCCAUGCCCACUCGCCCUUCUCCUCCUCAGUCCAUUCCUUUACAAAAUCCAGACAACACCCUGGAAACUCCCAAAAGGAAGAGACACAAACCCCUCAUUCAGGUGGAAGAGCCUGAACUUAAGAGUGUUGAUAGGCCAGUUCCUCCUGUGGCCAAACUGUCAAAAUUUACUUUCAAACAGAAGUCAAAACUGAUCCACUCUCCUGAAGACUCUAGCUCUGUGACUCCUGGCACAACUGAAAUAAUAGUUCAGAGGCCUAAGAUUUCCCAACAUAGAAUGGGAAAAGAAGCAGCCCUGCCUGAGAAUGACCCAGAAAAACUGACCCCUAUCUCAGGAAACAGAAGCUCAGAUCAGCUGCAGAGGAAGACAAAGGAGGCAUCGCAGCAAAUACAGGAGAAAGAUGGACCAAGAGAGAAGAGAGAAUGUGCCCCUGAAAAGAGAGCUAUUCAGCCAAGUGUAGAGCUUGGCAACAAAACUGGGCAUUUUCAUCUUUCUUGUGAAAGAGACAGGAAAGAAGAGGUUUCAUGCAAUAAUAAAAGCACUAAGGUUCAUGCUGGCACAUUAGCCAAAUUGGCAAACUUCUCUUUUACUUCUUCCUCUGAAUCCAAAUCAGAAUCCCCUCCUCCUCCUGAAAGUAAGAACUGGGGUACGAGAGGUCCUAGCCCUUCUCCCGCAAUCACAGCUUCAGUGCUUGGCAGCAAAAGGAAAAGUUUUCAGCUGGAGGGCUUCACUGAGAAAUCGAUUCUUUCAAAAAACUCUCUCUUCGCUUUAGCAGAACUAGAUGAAGAAGCAUUAGACUUUGAUUGGGAUGAAGAAAUGAGAAAAAAACCUUAAUCAUGAAAAACCUUCUGGUCAAAUUUCAACUUACCAACUCAACAGAGCACCUUCUCAGGAUCCACCUGGUAUUUGUAAUGGGCAGACAAUGGGCGAGCACCAUUCUGAAUGCCAACUCCCUCAUCAGGCUUUGUAAUCUCAGCUUUAUCUUUGUCACUUAAAUUGUAUAAUCAGUUUACUUUGGUGUGAUAACAGCACUUGAAUCAAAUUAAUUGACAUUGUGCUUAAUUUUGCAAAUGGAGUGCUUAUCGUCCCAAAGAUGUUCCGGUUUCAGUUUGAUUUAUUUUUAAGGUGAAGGAUCUUCCCUAAACCCAAUCUCUCAUUCACUCCAUAGCAAAUUCAGGAAGAUAGUGCUCAUAACACUAACAAAGCAGAUGAACUAUGUUUUUUUUUUUCCCUCCCAACAUUUACUGAGUAUGGUGAAUAUUAUUGUGAUUGCCAAAAUCAUGUUAUCUUUCUAAUAAUUUUUAAAAAUUGAUUCCCAUGACUGAUGCUUUUCUUUCCUUGAGAGACAGCUUGACAGUUCCAUGGUAUUCCUAAAGAUCUGGCACAUGGCCAAAUAGUAGCUUUCUGCAGUACUGAUCUUUUGGGUUUUCCUUUCUUUCUCAAGCCAACCUGGGGUACUUUAGAUUCUUUUAUUUCUUAGGGACCUACCUUCAAACAGAACCUAAUUCCUGUGGUUGCAUAGAAAGACAGUGUGCAGUAAGCAGCCUCAAUCAUAAUAUGGCAUCUACCCAUGUGGUUAAUAUAGAAAUGUGACUCUUACUAAAUUAUGACUCAUUUGUCUGAAAACCAAACAAAUGAAUUGGUAUGACUCAUUUGUCUUUAAAACCAAGUAAAUGACUAUAUUUAGUAGGAAUAGACAACUCAAACUUGUCUUUCUUAAGCGUUUUUAAAAUUAUUUUUUCCUUUGUGUUCUAGCAAGGGUUGUUAGAAUUCCAUAAGUAGAGUCUUUCUCUUCAAAAGUAUAAAUUUGAGAAAUAAUAAUUGAUUGAUUCUUUAACUGUCUGAGGGACUUUUGGACAAAAGUAUUCAAAAUUAUAUAUACUUUAAUAUUCACGUCAUUAAAUUUAAUACAGAAAAAAAUUUAGGAAUCCCAUUUUUUCUUGAGCAGUUUAAUAUUCCAAAAUUUACUAAUUUAAGUUUCUGAAAAAUUUUAAACUGUGAGUUCAAAUUUAGUAUGGAUGAGUCCUUUGUAAUCUUCAGACAUCUUAAGCAGCUAAUAAAAUAUAUAUAUACAAGCAAUGAUUAUAAAACAUUAUUAUACAUUCACUUAAACCAAUUGUAAAACAUCAAGACUGUGGUUUAAGCAAUUUCUUAAUUAUUUUUGAACUUAAUUUUCUGAUGUAGUAGGAAUGCUUAACUUGAAAUAUUCCUAAUCUGUCCAACUAGUACUUUCCUGGGUUUCAGUAUUAUUGCUAAAUCUAAGAAAAAGGAAAGAAUCUAGAUUAUGUAACAUUGAACCUGGUCUGGAUGGUAUGGUUGUACAGAGUAGGGUAAUUCAAACCUGAGUCACAGCAUUAAGCUGACCUUUGUCAUGGUAAACUAAAUCCCUUUCUCAUAGAAUUUUGUCUUUGAAACUUGGUAUUUUUGCAGAAAUGAUAUAUAAACUUGGCAUAGCUGGCAGUAUUAUUAUGAUCUGUUUUCAUCACCUUAUUGGAAAUACUGAUUCUAGAGCUUCCGUUUCUUAGUAAUGAGAGAUUACUACAUUUUUGUAGUUAACUAGUUAUCUCUGGGAUACUGAGUAAUUCAUAUUUUAAAAUAUAGUGUUGAAUUGUCUUUGUUAGUUAUUAUGUAUGACCAUCUGUGCCACCUUCUAUGUGGUCUUAAUUUGUAGUCACCAGACAUCCAUUGUUUUUGCGAGUAAAUCCACUCUGUUUCUUAUUUUAGUCUCCUCUGUGAGGAUCAUUUGGUCAACUUUACAAGUUCCAUGUGUUUAUUUUUCUAUGCUAACCCAGACAGAAAUUAACAUAUAUGUAAAUAUUACAACAUGACUAGAAGAAGUGAAAUUCUCAAUAUAAACAUUGCCCUUAUUAAAAAAACUGUCCCAGCCUAUUGUGAUGCUCAGAAUCUAUGGGCUUUUGUGUUGGUAACUAAGAAGUGAUAUUAUAUCGAUGCCAGUGUCCUUUGAGGACUAACAUUUCUAAAUUAUCCAUGCUAUCUGAAAACAAUAGGACGUUCCAAUCCCAUCUUGAUUUUUUUCCUGUCCCAAAACAUAAUAGCACCUAUCUGAUACUGGUUCCUUUAAACAUUUCCUUUGGAGGCCAGUGGUAUUAGAGACCAAACUUGGGGUCUCAGAGGUGCACAGAGAAUCAGCCGUGGGCAGAAGUACUACCACUUUUGUUGGGUCCCCUGUGGUAACUUCAGAGCUGAUGAAUGUUUAGUGUCCUGAGGUCACAUUUUAUUCUACUGCAUUCUACUUUUCUUACCCUAUGUGAUUUCAUGACAACUAAGACUUUCUCUCAUAUGGUCUUUAAGAUGUGUGCCAAAGAAGCACAUAGGUAUCAUGGGAAAAAUAUGUACAGUUUGAAAAUCGUAUUUCUGCUUAAUAAAGGAAAGUGUAAAAAAUACAUUUAAUUCUGAAUGUUUUUAUUUCAGGCCAAUAGACUCCUUGAAAAUAUUUUAAUACUGUAAAACUACUUAGACACAAUAAAAGCUACCUCUUAUUUUGUGAAAGGACUAAACCAGCAUUAUAAUUAUAUAAAAGAAUUGAGUAUAUAUGAUACUUAAAUUUUC
Molecule: messenger RNA, 6239 nt
Organism: Talpa occidentalis (Iberian mole)
Lineage: Eukaryota; Metazoa; Chordata; Mammalia; Eulipotyphla; Talpidae
Gene: MCM9
Product: minichromosome maintenance 9 homologous recombination repair factor
Exons: 13
Coding region: 69-3503 (1144 amino acids)
Biological process (GO): double-strand break repair via homologous recombination
Cellular component (GO): nucleus; MCM complex
Molecular function (GO): ATP hydrolysis activity; single-stranded DNA binding; single-stranded DNA helicase activity
Source: RefSeq, a predicted model, not a curated record